AUUGAGUCCGAGUCAAGCCCUGACUCGCCUCGACUUGCUGGGUUUGUUCUUGAUAUGUUUUCUACAUCAAUCAUAGAUGAGGCCAAUGAAUUUGGUGUUCCCUCUUAUAUUUUCUUUACAUCUGCAGCAGCUUGUCUUGGUACUACGUUCUAUAUUCAGGCUCUCCAUGAUGAGCUGAAAGUUGACCCUACUGAGUUCAAGAACUCGGAUGUUGAAUUGGUCAUGCCGUGUUUGGCGAGUCCCUUUCCAGCAAAGGUUUUACCAUCUUCGGUACUUGGCAAAGAUUUGCUGCCUCUUUUUCUUCGCCUGGUUAGAAGGUUCAGAGAAGCCAAGGGAAUUAUGGUAAAUACAUUUUACGAGCUGGAAUCUCAUACGAUCAACUCUUUCUCUGAUGGUAAUUAUCCUCCUGUUUAUCCAGUUGGUCCCCUUUUGAACCUCAAUGGCCAUGAACAUGAUGAGCUGUCAGAUAGAAAAGAUAUUCACAGGGAUAUCAUGCAAUGGCUUGACCAUCAGCCUUCAUCUUCUGUAGUCUACCUGUGUUUUGGGAGUUUGGGAAGUUUCGGUGUGGAGCAAGUGAAAGAGAUCGCAUGUGGAUUGGAGCAAAGUGGACACCGAUUCUUAUGGUCUCUACGUCAACCUCCACCAAAUGGCAAGAUGGAAGCUCCGAGUGAUUAUGUGAAUCCUGCAGAAGUCUUGCCUGAAGGGUUCUUAGAUCGAACAUCCGAGAUCGGAAAAAUAAUAGGAUGGGCCCCGCAGGUGGAUAUCUUGGCUCACCCAUCUAUAGGAGGAUUUGUAUCGCAUUGUGGGUGGAAUUCUACGCUGGAAAGCAUCUGGUUUGAUGUUCCAAUUGCUACAUGGCCAUUGUAUGCUGAGCAGCAAUUUAAUGCUUUCCUAAUGAUUGUUGAAUUCGGCUUAGCAACAGAAAUUCAAAUGAAUUAUAGAAUGGAUGCUUGUCAAAUUGUUAGGGCUGAGGAAAUAGAGAAAGGAAUACGGGGUUUAAUGGAGAUUGACCUCAAGAAAAGGGAGAAGUUGAAGGAAAUAAGCGAAAGUAGUAGGAAGGCUUUGAUGAAUGAUGGAUCCUCGUACACUUGGUUAGGUCAUCUGAUUCAAGAUAUGAUAGACAACAUAGCAUGAGAAGAUAUGAUAGACAACAGG
Messenger RNA from Populus euphratica (Euphrates poplar), 1155 nucleotides. RefSeq names its product anthocyanidin 3-O-glucosyltransferase 2-like. The annotation marks the transcript as partial. NCBI's taxonomy places the organism in Eukaryota, Viridiplantae, Streptophyta, Magnoliopsida, Malpighiales, Salicaceae. The record is from RefSeq and is a predicted model, not a curated record. The transcript has 2 exons. Gene Ontology annotation, molecular function: UDP-glucosyltransferase activity.